Lodderomyces beijingensis is the source of this 663-nucleotide messenger RNA. NCBI's taxonomy places the organism in Eukaryota, Fungi, Ascomycota, Pichiomycetes, Serinales, Debaryomycetaceae. The record is from the annotation of a GenBank genome assembly.
AUGGCAACAUUAUACACAGCACCCACGGGAAAUGGCAGAAAACCGUUGAUCCUAGUUCGACUUCUCAAAGAAGCACCCAUUAAAGUCCACUUAUUCAAAUGGCCGACCCCCGAAGUUAAACAAGAAUGGUACCUCAAAUUAAACCCCAACGGCCUCAUCCCCACAUUUGUUGACCCAUCCAAAGAAAUUGAGCUAUACGAGAGCAACAAUUUGCUCGAGUAUCUCGCGUUUACCUAUGACACGGAACGAAAAUUCCACUAUAGUCUCGACGAGUCGCCCCAAUUGCAUUGGCAGCAGAACCAAUGGUUAUUUUUCCAAGGUACACAAUACGCGGCGCACACGCUAGCCAUUGCCGUCAUCUACACCAAGAAAAACCCCAACGAUGCAUUCACGAGAGAAUUUACGUUGAAGAACUUCAACUCCAUUUUCACUACCCUUGAAACCCAGCUCUCCAAGAGUGAAUCUGGGUGGUUUAUUGGUGACAAGUUUACCAUUGUCGAUAUUGCUUUUCUCUGCGACGAGCAUCGAAGGAGAGAAGUGACUCGAGGUACGGAUUGGUGGAUUGAUGUUGAGGCGAAGUACCCGCGAAUUGAAGAAUGGUAUCAAAGAGCAUUGAAUUUUGAGAAUGUCAAGCAAAUUUUGGAGGAGCCCAUUUCAAGCUAA